This is a messenger RNA of Eremomyces bilateralis CBS 781.70, 549 nucleotides long. RefSeq lists its product as uncharacterized. The coding region runs from base 142 to 468 and encodes 108 amino acids. The transcript is spliced from 2 exons. The record is from RefSeq and is a predicted model, not a curated record. Lineage: Eukaryota; Fungi; Ascomycota; Dothideomycetes; Eremomycetales; Eremomycetaceae.
CUGGCGACUAUAUCCCGCUAUCUCCAACUGAGCAAAAUGUUUGCAAACUUGCGAAAAGCAUUUCCAAAAUGCUACCAAUCUGGAUCAUAGCGAUUGAUUGAAUUCUACGGUUGCUACUAAACAUUCAGUACCUAGCCCGGCAUGAUAAUCCACCUAGAAUCCGGCCCAUGCGAGUCCAAAAUCGAUAUAUACAAUUUGAACGAGACUGCCGCUACGUGGUUUCAGUGGAAGGCUUAUGUUGACGAAGAGUAUCAGGAUGUGCUACUUCAUCAUCGUGAGGUACAAUCUGAGUACAGCGAAGAGGUCUACCCGUUCUGGUGCCCUGAAUGCGAUACAGGUUUUACAAAGCUAUCAGGUCUAUUUCAGUACGUGUGUAGCAAAGCAUGCAAUCAAGAUUUGUACGAAGACAAGAUGGGCAAAUUGAUCAGAUGGCUAGAAAAGGAGCAUAGUGCUAGUGGGCGUGAGUGAGCACAAAGCAACACGCCGGCUAUAGCUGCACGAUAUAUGCCUCCUCAUCCUCCCAGCCAGGAACGUGGAGCUUCUGGGCCA